Messenger RNA from Aspergillus wentii DTO 134E9, 1416 nucleotides. RefSeq lists its product as uncharacterized. Gene Ontology annotation, molecular function: NADP binding; flavin adenine dinucleotide binding; N,N-dimethylaniline monooxygenase activity. The coding region runs from base 1 to 1416 and encodes 471 amino acids. The transcript is spliced from 5 exons. The record is from RefSeq and is a predicted model, not a curated record. Lineage: Eukaryota; Fungi; Ascomycota; Eurotiomycetes; Eurotiales; Aspergillaceae.
AUGGCUCCCAUCAAAUCGGUGGCAAUCAUCGGGGCCGGCGCCUCGGGAUCGGUGACGGCCCAUGCGCUCGCAGCAGAAGAGUAUUUCGACCGCAUCCGAGUGUUUGAGAGACGAGAGACGGCCGGAGGAACAUGGAUAUACGAUCCGGAUCCAGGGCCAUUGCAGCUGUUCCCAGGCAAGAUUCCACCAGAGACUGAUCCGCCGUUGGACAUUCCCCAGGAGCUGCCAGCGACAACACCGCCAUCGACGCAGCAGCGUUAUGAUCGAACGCCCAUCUAUGCUGACCUCACGACGAAUGUGCCCGACAUCGCCAUGGCCUUUUCUGACUUGCCCUUUGCAUAUGGCCCAUUCGCUCCGCACUGGGUGCCAAAGCAGUAUAUCGAGAAUUACUUUUCGACUCAUCGCACGGAUGCAUUCCUCGUGCUCAGCACUACUGUCGAGAAGAUAUCCAAGCUAGACGAGAAUUCUCAACGAUGGUCUCUUACGCUGAGACGAUUCAAUCCUGUCAGCAAAGUGGAUGAAUGGUGGAAUGAGGAAUUCGACGCCGUCGUUCUGGCAAAUGGACAUUACUCGGUGCCUUAUAUUCCACACGUCCAAGGGCUGGAGGAGUAUAUCCACGCCUAUCCAGGACGAGUUCUACACUCCAAACAAUACCGAUCUGGCGCCGAUUUCACGGACAAAAGAGUCCUUGUCGUUGGCAACUCCUCCUCAGGCCAGGAUGUCACCACUGAUCUUCUGAAGCAUGCCGCCCUCCCAGUCUAUCAGUCCCGUCGAUCACCAAGUCGCUGGGAUGGCGACAGUCCUCCCCCAGGCGUAGAAUGGAAGCCAGUCAUCACGGAGUAUCUGUCCUCGGGCGAGAUUGUCUUCGCCGAUGGCUCUGCUGUCUCUGAUAUCGACCAUAUCAUCUACUGCACGGGGUAUAAACCAUCGUUUCCAUUCUGGGACUCGAACGGAUCUGCCCUCUACGACUAUCACGAUAACCGUCUCAUCGGCAACUAUCUGCACACGUUUUUCCGGAAUCACCCUACGCUAUCCAUCGUUGGAUUUCCACGAGUCCUCACCUUUCGCUCGAUGGAAUACCAAGCCAUCGCCAUAGCGCGCGUCUGGUCAGGCCGAACCACGAUUCCAUCAAAAGAGCAGCAAGAACAGUGGGAACAAGACCGCGUGGAACUGGUCAAGCGCGAGUCUCGAAAAUUCCACAAUAUCGAAUGGGAUAACGGCGAGACGAUGGAAUAUCUGCAAGCGUUGUUCGAGAUGGCCGGUUUGCCUAAGCUGGAUGGCGCUGGUCGGUAUCCGCCUGUGUUGGAUGCGAAGACGCGAUGGGCGAUUGAGAAUAUCAAGAAAUAUCCAGAGCCUGGCAAGGAGAGAGAUGGGUUUGUGGUUGUGGACUCUAAAGAUAGUCUUUAUUUUGUCUAG